AUGUCUCGUUUCUUCCGUAGUUCAGAUACUGAAUCUGAUUCUGAUACUUCCUCUGACAACGACUCUCAAUACUCUCAAUCUGAUUCCGAGUACGAUUCCGAUGCUGAGAGUUAUCACUCUGAAGUCGAAGAAGAACAACCCAAGAACCGUUUCUUGAAGGGUGGAAGUGAUUCUGAAGAUUCUGACGAUGAAUCCAACAAGAAGCGUCAAGCCAAAUCUCAAAAAGACAAGAGAAUUGAGGAAAUGGAAACUGCAGUAAAGGCUAUCGAAAAUGGCCAAAAGAACAAUGAUUGGAAUUUGAUUUCUACUGAGUUCGACAAACUUACUGUCACCAUCUCAAGAGCCACCACUGGCUUUAACGCCAUUCCCAUGCCCAAGUUCUAUAUCAAGACUAUGGUUGAACUCGAAGAUCAUUUAGCUGAUAGCCUUCAAAAGGACAAGGCCAACAAAAAGAAGAGCACUGGCAACAGCAAGGCCAUGAACAACUUGAAGCAAAAGCUCAGAAAGCUCGCCAAACAAUUCGAUGAAUCCAUCACUGCUUAUAGAAAGGAUCCUGAGGAAUUCAUGAAGGAAGAGGAAGUGGAGGAGGAGCCCGCUGCUCCUGUUAGUAAGCAAAGAGAGAUUCCUGCCCAAGCUGCAGCUGCAGGUGAUGAUGAUGGUUUCUCUUCUGUCGGUAAGGGCGGUAAGACUCUUGUCUCUGUUACCAGCGAGAACCUUUUGGCUCGUUUGAGAGAAGUUUUGGAAAGUCGUGGCAAAAAGAACACCAACCGUGAUGAACAAAUUGCUACCUUGGAAACCUUGUUGGAAAAUGCCCAAUCUCCUUUCCAAAAGAUCUCCGUUUUGUUAGCUCUCAUCGCCUCUCGUUUCGAUAUCACUGCCUCCAAAGCACCUUACAUGGAUCUUGCUGUGUGGAAGUCCUCUGCCAAGGAGUUUAACCAACUUCUCGAAGUGCUCGAAACCAACAAAUCCUUCGUUGUUACCGAAGAUGCUGAAGAUCUCGACAAUGAAGACAGAGAUGUUAAGCCCAAGGAUGGUGAAGUGAUCAAGGUCCGUGGUUCUAUUCUCAGUUUUGUUGAACGUUUGGAUGAUGAAUUCAACAAGUCUCUUCAAAACAUUGAUCCUCAUGCUACUGAUUACAUUGAUCGUCUCAGAGAUGAACCUGCUCUUUACGCCAUGUUGGACCGUGCACAAUUCUACUGUGAAGUCAACAGCAUUGACUUUGCUCUUCCCAGAAUCAUCUCUCGCAAGUUGGAUCAUGUCUACUACAAGCCUGAGCAAGUCAUUGGCUCUCUUCAAGCUGCCAGCAAGCAACUCUUGCCCAACUAUGUUGUCUCCAAGAUCACCAACUCUCAAGAUCCCGCCGAGUUUGUCAACCAGCUCUGUAACUACCUCUACAAGGAUACCUCCACUGUCUUCCGCACUCGUGCUAUCCUCUGUCAUAUCUAUCACUAUGCUCUCCACAAGAAGUUUCACACUGCCCGUGAUUUGUUGUUGAUGUCUCAUGUUCAAGACUCUAUCCACCAAGCUGAUAUUGCCACCCAAAUUUUGUAUAACCGUGCCAUGGUUCAAAUUGGUAUCUGCGCUUUCCGCGAUGGUUUGAUCAAGGAAUCUCAUGCUGCUCUCUCCGAGAUCCAAGGCUCUGGCCGUGUCAAAGAGCUUUUGGCCCAAGGUGUUCAAGCACAACGUUUCGGCCAACCCGCCAACCCUGAAGCCGAUGCCAUUGAGCGUCAACGUCAAUUACCUUUCCACAUGCACAUCAACUUGGAACUUCUUGAAUGUAUUUUCUUGACAUCUUCCAUGCUCUUGGAAAUCCCUGCUCAAGCACAGGCUGGACCUAACAACAAGAAAUUCAUCUCCAGACCUUUCCGUCGAUUGCUCGACUACAAUGAACGUCAAGCCUUCUGUGGUCCUCCUGAGAACACCAGGGAUCACAUCAUGAGUGCUGCCAAGGCUUUGGCUUCUGGUGAAUGGGAAAAGGCCAAGGACUUUAUUUUAGCUAUCAAGGUUUGGGAUUUGAUGACUGAAACUCAAGAGAUCAAGGACAUGCUCGUCCGCAAGAUCCAAGAAGAAGGUCUCCGCACCUAUUUGUUCACUUACUGCUCUUACUACACCACAUUGGGAUUGGCACAAUUGUCCAGCAUGUUUGAUUUAUCUGUCAACAGUGUUUCCGCUAUUGUUGCUAAGAUGAUCUUUAACGAGGAAUUAUCAGCAUCACUAGACCAAGUUACUCAAUGCAUUGUUCUCCACCAAGUUGAGCUUUCUAGACUCCAAGUUUUGUCCUUGCAAUACUCUGAAAAGGUUGCUAACCUCGUUGACCAAAACGAGCGUUUAACAUCCAAUGGUAGAGAUAACAACAAUAACAGCAGCAGCAACAACACAAAUAAUAACAACAGCAGUAGCCAUAGCCAUACUCACAACAGAAAUCAUUAA
Messenger RNA from Mucor velutinosus, 2430 nucleotides. RefSeq lists its product as uncharacterized. The transcript is spliced from 4 exons. Gene Ontology annotation, cellular component: eukaryotic translation initiation factor 3 complex. Gene Ontology annotation, biological process: translational initiation. The coding region runs from base 1 to 2430 and encodes 809 amino acids. Gene Ontology annotation, molecular function: RNA binding; translation initiation factor binding; translation initiation factor activity. NCBI's taxonomy places the organism in Eukaryota, Fungi, Mucoromycota, Mucoromycetes, Mucorales, Mucoraceae. The record is from RefSeq and is a predicted model, not a curated record.